CUGCUGGCGCUGGUCCUUUGCCCCGGGAACCCCUGCCUGGGCGCCGACUCGGACAAUCCCUCCUGGAUCCCACCAGAUAAGUUAUUAGUCAUAACUGUAGCAACAAAAGAAAGUGAUGGAUUCCAUCGAUUUAUGCAGUCUGCUAAAUACUACAAUUACACUGUGAAGGUCCUUGGUCAAAGAGAAGAGUGGAGAGGUGGCGAUGGAAUCAAUAGUAUUGGAGGGGGCCAAAAAGUGAGAUUAAUGAAAGAAGCCAUGGAGCAGUAUGCCAGUCAAGAAGAUCUGGUUGUGUUGUUUACUGAAUGUUUUGAUGUCCUACUUGCUGGUGGUCCAGAGGAAGUUUUGAAAAAAUUUCAAAAGGCGAACCACAAAGUAGUCUUUGCAGCUGACGGAAUUCUGUGGCCAGACAAAAGGCUUGCAGACAAGUACCCUGUUGUGCACAUUGGAAAGCGCUACCUGAAUUCAGGAGGAUUUAUUGGCUAUGCACCAUCUAUCAGUCGCAUAGUUCAACAAUGGAAUCUCCAGGAUAAUGAUGAUGACCAGCUCUUUUACACUAAAAUUUAUAUUGAUCCGGUACAAAGAGAAGCUAUUAAUAUCACACUGGAUCACAAAUGCAAAAUUUUCCAGACCUUAAAUGGAGCUUUAGAUGAAGUUGUUUUGAAGUUUGAAAAUGGCAAAGCCAGAGCUAAGAAUGUUUUCUAUGAAACGUUACCAGUGGUACUUAAUGGAAAUGGUCCCACCAAGAUUGUGCUCAAUUAUUUUGGAAACUAUAUACCUAACGCAUGGACACAGGAGAGUGGCUGCAAACUUUGUGAUUUGGAUGUAAUUGACUUGUCCACAGUACAUGUCUAUCCAAAUGUAACUAUAGGCGUUUUUAUUGAGCAAGCUACUCCUUUCCUGGCUCGAUUUCUAGACUCGUUGUUGACGUUGGAGUACCCCAAGGAAGCACUUAAACUUUUCAUUCAUAACAAAGAAGUUUAUCAUGAAAAGGACAUCAAAACAUUCUUUGAUAAAGCUAAACACGAAAUCAACACUAUAAAAAUAGUAGGACCAGAAGAAAAUCUAAGUCAAGCUGAAGCCAGAAAUAUGGGAAUCGGAGUGUGGAAUGUACCAUAUAUGGCUAAUGUGUACUUAAUUAAAGGAGAGAUUCUGCGGUCAGAGAUGAGGGAAAGGAACUAUUUUGUUCGUGAUAAAUUGGAUCCCGAUAUGGCUCUUUGCCGAAAUGCUAGAGAAAUGACUUUACAAAGGGAAAAAGACUCCCCUACUCCGGAAACAUUCCAAAUGCUCAGCCCCCCAAAGGGUGUGUUUAUGUACAUCACCAAUAGACAUGAAUUUGGAAGGCUGUUAUCCACUGCUAAUUACAAUACUUCUCAUUAUAACAAUGACCUCUGGCAGAUAUUUGAAAAUCCAGUGGACUGGAAGGAAAAGUAUAUAAACCCUGAUUAUUCCAAGAUUUUCACUGAAAAUUUGGUUGAACAGCCUUGUCCAGAUGUCUUUUGGUUUCCCAUCUUUUCUGAAAAAGCCUGCGAUGAAUUGGUGGAAGAAAUGGAACAUUAUGGCCAGUGGUCUGGGGGGAAACAUCAUGAUAGCCGUAUAUCUGGUGGUUAUGAAAAUGUCCCAACCGAUGAUAUUCAUAUGAAGCAAAUUGAUUUGGAGAAUGUCUGGCUCCAUUUUAUCCGGGAGUUUAUUGCACCUGUCACACUGAAGGUUUUUGCAGGAUAUUAUACGAAGGGAUUUGCCCUGUUGAAUUUUGUGGUGAAAUACUCACCUGAGAGGCAGCGUUCUCUUCGGCCUCACCAUGAUGCUUCCACAUUCACCAUCAACAUUGCACUCAAUAAUGUGGGAGAAGAUUUUCAGGGUGGUGGGUGCAAGUUUCUAAGGUAUAAUUGCUCCAUUGAGUCACCACGCAAAGGCUGGAGCUUCAUGCAUCCAGGAAGACUCACACAUCUCCACGAAGGACUUCCUGUUAAAAAUGGAACGAGAUACAUUGCAGUGUCGUUUAUAGAUCCCUGA
Messenger RNA from Elephantulus edwardii (Cape elephant shrew), 2013 nucleotides. RefSeq names its product procollagen-lysine, 2-oxoglutarate 5-dioxygenase 2 (gene PLOD2). Gene Ontology annotation, biological process: peptidyl-lysine hydroxylation. The record is from RefSeq and is a predicted model, not a curated record. Gene Ontology annotation, cellular component: endoplasmic reticulum. Lineage: Eukaryota; Metazoa; Chordata; Mammalia; Macroscelidea; Macroscelididae. Gene Ontology annotation, molecular function: procollagen-lysine 5-dioxygenase activity; iron ion binding; L-ascorbic acid binding. The coding region runs from base 133 to 2013 and encodes 626 amino acids. The transcript has 18 exons.